Messenger RNA from Cyclopterus lumpus (lumpfish), 1393 nucleotides. RefSeq names its product dual specificity phosphatase 22b (gene dusp22b). Gene Ontology annotation, biological process: transforming growth factor beta receptor signaling pathway; regulation of cell population proliferation; protein dephosphorylation. Gene Ontology annotation, cellular component: cytosol. Lineage: Eukaryota; Metazoa; Chordata; Actinopteri; Perciformes; Cyclopteridae. The transcript has 8 exons. The coding region runs from base 519 to 1094 and encodes 191 amino acids. The record is from RefSeq and is a predicted model, not a curated record. Gene Ontology annotation, molecular function: protein tyrosine/serine/threonine phosphatase activity.
GCACUACAGGAGCUUCCUGUCAAUUGGCUUCUUAACGCCUGUCGUGCACAUAGUGUGUUAAUGUUUAUGAUGAAGGUGGAUGAAUAGUGCCUCUCCAAAAGGUGACAUUGCUGCAAUAAGCUGGUCUGGGUGACCUUUGUGUUCUUGGCAACUAGCAGGGUCCACAGGAACUGGCACAGGGGAACGUUAUUGGUCCCCUGCCACAGAUCCACAGGUCUUAGAUUACCUGCCACAACUCAGGAGAGAUUACUGAUCCAAUGUUCCUCUCCAGAAUUGUCUGUUUCCACAGGAGAGGAUCCAGGGCUGGAUUUGGACCUCACCUUUGUUCUGACUAAUAAGUCGCUCAAACUACGACUCCCAGCAUUCAACGCGGCGGGAGCUAGGAAAGCGGUGCUCGGCUCGCUCGGACCAGGCUCGGGCGGAGCUGCAUUUGCUCCUCCACAGCGGGUUGAAACAAGCAGAGAACACACAGCGGGGCAUUUCUUCUCACGGUUGAUCUUCAGACGGGAUCUCUCAGCAUGGGGAAUGGCAUCAAUAAGGUCCUCCCUGACUUGUACUUGGGGAAUUUCAAAGAUGCCAAAGACCGAGAACAAUUAGCCAAAAACAACAUCACACACAUCCUGUCCAUUCAUGACAGUGCUGCUCCCAUACUCCAGGAGAUGACCUAUCUCUGCAUUUCAGCAGCUGACCUGCCCACACAGAACCUGACUCAGCACUUUAAACAAAGUAUAAUGUUCAUGCACGAGUCCCGCCUGAAAGGAGAAGGCUGCCUUGUUCACUGUUUGGCAGGUGUGUCCCGCAGUGUCACCCUGGUGGUGGCUUACAUCAUGACGGUGACGGGACUGGGCUGGCAGGAGGCGCUGGCUGCAGUGAGGGUGGUCCGGCCCUGUGCUGGCCCCAACCUGGGCUUCCAACGCCAACUCCAGGAGUUUGAGGCCACUCACGCUGACCAGUUCAGAGAAUGGCUACAGAAGGAAUAUAAGGACAACUCCUUCAGUGAUGAGGCUGAUCUACGUGACUUGCUUGCCAGGACGUCUAAAGUCAAUGGUGAGGGGGUGGAUAAACAGGCCGCUACCCCACCUGGAGGCAUCUGAUCGGAUCUCUUGAUGAUAUAUUUUGCUGCUCAGCCUGGAGGAUUACAGUGACCUGUCUGGAAGUCUAAUUUGAUUAGAAGUGGACUGUCAGGAUGUUUAUCACAGCUGGAGUGAUCCUCUAAAAUAUCAUGGACAUGAACACUGAAAGAGACAAUUAACAUGUGACGCACAGAUACCGUUUUAGCUUUGGUUGAUGUUUAUGGAAUUUUCUUCUUCUAAUUUAUGAAUGUUAUGUUUUUUUCUUUUUGUAUUGUGUCAUGAUGAUUUCAAAUUGCAAAAAAUAAAAGGAGAAAAGUCAA